Salpingoeca rosetta is the source of this 4875-nucleotide messenger RNA. RefSeq lists its product as uncharacterized. Gene Ontology annotation, molecular function: methyltransferase activity; beta-tubulin binding; microtubule binding. Lineage: Eukaryota; Choanoflagellata; Craspedida; Salpingoecidae. Gene Ontology annotation, biological process: methylation. The transcript has 27 exons. The coding region runs from base 37 to 4875 and encodes 1612 amino acids. The record is from RefSeq and is a predicted model, not a curated record. Gene Ontology annotation, cellular component: axoneme.
CAACUUGGCAACAGCCAACAACAAGCACUGGCAGAGAUGGCACCGAAGAAGACGGCAAAGCAGCGCCAGGAAGAGCUCCUGGCACAGCAAGAGGCGGAGCGGCUGCAACGGGAAGAAGAGGAGCGACUUCAAAAGGAAGCAGAGGAAGCACUCAAGGAGCAAAAACGCCUGCGAGACAAACUUCUCCGAGACCAAGCAGAUCGCUUCAAGGACGAGGUUGUGCUUGUGAAAGACAAGUACAUGUUGCUGCAGCAAGCACUUGAACGCCUACAUGAGGAGGAGGAGGAUGCGAAGCAGUGGCGCCGCAUUGUUGAGUGCCACGACACGCCAGCCCUCACCGACACCCGCGCCGUCAACACGUACCUCUCCCAGUGGCUUAACGAAUCAAUGCGUGUGGACCUGAACCCGGCGGAGGAGGCGCACGUGGACAUCAAGAAGCGCAUGCAGGAGAUUACGCAGGCCUACAAGCUCGCAGCAGAGGCAGACGCCCAGGCAACCCUCGCAGAAGCGCGUGGGGAUGAGGAAGAGGAAGUUGUGCUACUGCGCACCAACAAAGUUCUUCGUGACGCCAGCAUGACAAAACUGACAAACAUGAUCACAAAGCUCCUGCAGUUCCCUGACAUGAACACGCGCGAGUUUGAGGAAGACCUGUAUGUGUGCGAACAGCCCUCCACCACAGACUGCGAAGCCGCUCUCUUCCUGUGGGCAAACCUCGCUCGGAACCCAGCCACGAGUGCUGUCCAGUUCCUGUCGGAGUCGAAACCGCCGCAGCGCCGCGACCCGGACGCAGCCGACGCCACAGACGCAGCGACAACAGCAGCGGCUGCCACGAACACCGCCGCCGGCACAGCAGCUGCUACAACCACAACAGGGGCAACGACGGGCACAGCGGCGGCAGCAACGGGUGGUGAGACUGGACACACCGAUGGCGGUGCUGAGGACGUGCAUGCGCCCGAGUUCUCCGUCCCGCACAACCUCGCGCUUGCACCUGUCGCAAUGGCUCUCACGCAGCUCAGAUGCGAUCCCCUCGCAGAGCGGAUUGCACUUCCACCGCGGGCGCCGCGUGUGCACACGGUCGAGCAGCCGCCAAAGCAGCAGCCGGACACCGCUGACGUCACCGUCACCUUUGAGGACGCAAACCCGUCCAACACACCAAGCGUUCCCACCAUCCAGCUCACAGAGGAGCCGGAGCAAGAAGCGAAAGAGACUGGCGAUGAGAAUGCGUCAGCUUCUGUUGCCACCUCGGACGAGCAGCCCGACCAACAAGCGUCAUCUUCAUCACCACCAGCACAGGACGACAACAACCCUGCUCCAGGCUCACUCCAAGCACCAGCGCCGCAGCACGGCGCGUCGCUCGCGGCGUCUGCGCCCAAGGUCGAGCACAUCCACCACCCGGUCUUCGCGUCGUUGGAGCUUGAAGAAGACUUCACCAUCCCCGAGCCAGAACCAGAGCCGGAGACAGAUGUCACCAGCCGCAGGACGACGCGUCCUGCGUCCACGCGGUCCGCCAAGUCCGGCCGCGCCAGCCGCGCUGUCUCCGCACGCAAGUCUGCGCGCGCGUCUGCACGCAUGUCGCGCGCGGUCUCUGGCCGGGCAACGCCGCGGGUGCCGGCUGAUGGGAAGGACGAGGAGGGCGAGGAGGAGGAAGAGAAGAAGGAGGAGGAACCGCCGGCGGAACCAGACGAGAUUGAGUUUGAUGACAGUCCACACGACCAGGAACUCGCAGAGGGAGAGGUGGAUCUGCGAAUGCACGCCCUCGUUGGCAAUGUGAUGCGUCUGCACCUGCUCGGUCUGCCGCAAGCCGCAACACGCGUGGGCAAGUGGACCAUUCGUCCAGUGGAUGUGCCGGCCUCGCUGCAACCCGUGUCGUACCCGCUGCCAAACGCCCCGCGCGUGGCGGACCCAAACUCCGACAGCGACGAGCUCGUGGAACCAAAGGCCGGCAUGCCGUCCUGGCCAGCAAUCACAGUGAAAAUGCCUGUUCCCUCGGGCGUGUUCAUGGACGAGCAUGUGCGCGUGUGUGCGUAUGACAAAGAAGAGCGCAAGUGGAAGACGUCGCGUGUGGCGGACUUUGCGCUGACAGAGGGCGGGCGUUCCGCGUUUUUCAAGUUCUCCACGCUCGACUUCACCGCACAUUCGCUGUUCAGGCCGCGCAACGUGUACUGGGCGCUUCACGACUGGACUAUGGUUCCAGUGCGCUGCACGAAUGCCAUUGAAGAGUUUCCUCCUCCACCCCCGCCCACAGCAGAGGAGUUGGAGCGGGCGCGUUCUGCGCGGCGAUCGGCGCGUCGCUCGGCACGGCGCAACAAGGCGGCAUCAGCACAGAAGAAGGACCACGUGCUGUUCCAGGAGCCGAAGCAGCCGCAGCUGCGCGAUCUGGACGAUGCACUGCCCGUGCCCAAGCACUGCACCACGCUGCGUCUUGUCGGCGAGCACCACACGUUCUACAUUGAGGUGUCGGAGCUAGGCGCGCGCCUGGUGUCGCCGCGCUUCUACAACUGCCACCACCUUGCGCACUGGCGGCCGGUUGCGGUGUUUGUCAAGGCGAUGUGCGCUGCAGGCCUUGACCUCUUCCCUGCAAUGCAGUCCCGCUACGAACGCACCAUCAAGAAGACGUACGCGCGUGAAAACGAGGCGUAUUCGCAAGUGGCGUUGCUUGCAAGCAAGUUUGCGUUCCGCCCAACAGUGUGGGAGACGAAAAUGGCGUCACGCAACGACAUUGCGGUGCGCGCAUGCCAUCUUGGCGCCAGCGCGAGCGAAGCCGAGGCAGUGCCGCCCGUGUCGCAGACGGAGGUGGAGGAGAUGAGUGAGAUGGAGGCGAAGGAGGCUGAGGAGAAGGCGAGGGCGGAGGAGGAAGCGCGCAAGAAGGAGGAGAGCAGCAGCAAGAAGGACAAGAGGUCCAAAUCCCCCACGCUGCCCUCAACCCCCAAGCUGAAUGUGGAGGAAGCCAAGCCUGAAGGGGAGGAUGGCAAGCCCGUGCGUGCGCUCGAGGCACCGUACUCGUACAAGGACCCGUACCAGACAUAUGUGUGGCAGGACAAGUACGUGUACCCUGUUGCCCCGGGUGAAGGCGACGACAAGUUCCACACAGACCCGCUCGCUGUCGACCGCACGGUCCACGCCACCAUCUUCGAUGCCGUGCGCCACGGCGCUGACAAGGAGGUGGCAAAGGAGUGCGAGAACGCAUCUCCACGGUUUGUGUCUGAGGUUAGCCUGCUGCUUCGGCUGCUGCGCCCCUUGUCCCGCAACACUGGGCGCGACUGCCGCGUGUUUGCGUACAAGGAGAAGCACCGGCUACUUGUUGCGCGCCAACAGGCCGAGCUUGAAGAACAGCGCCGCAUCGAGAAGCACCCACGUGUUGAGAUGGUGUUUGUUGUGGUGGCGAGCGCGCUGUUGGGAGCAGUGUGGCAGCGCUGCCCAUGUUGCCCUGACGAUGAAGACAAGAAGGGCGGUGGCUGCGCCAUAGCACAGAACACAACAAGCGGCGGCGAACAACCACCAGCAAAGUUUGUUCCCCUCUUCAUCCUCGAAGGUAAUAUGGGACUGGAGGAUCCCGUGUGUGAUGAAGUGCAGCUGCGAUUGCGCGAGUGGAACGUACAGCACAAGGAGAGCGCAUUGGAUGCUGACGCGAUACAAGUGACGCCUCGGCCGUGGGGGUUCUUCAGCCUGGUGCUCAUCUCAGUGCCCGCUGCAUGGGUCAACACAGAGAGACAAGCCACGCUGCUCGAGGUGUGCGAGCAGCUGCGGUCGAUCCACGACAUCAUCCGCUUCGAGUUUGAGCUGACGCUGUCGCUGUCGGAGCAGGCGCAGCCGAGCGAGGGCGAGGCCAGCAUGGACAGCGCUGUUGCUGCAGCGACAGACAAGCACCCAUCACUCAAGGCCCUGCACGCUGCGCUGUGGCGCAAGGAGAACGUGCUGCGGUGCAUGUGUGAGCCCGCACCACGCACGUUCCGGGUCACCGGCACGCGGUAUUCGCCCAACAAGCACUUCACCAGCCAGGAGCUGUCGCGCGUGGCGGGGGAUGCGCUGCACGAGCGGUACCACGUGCCCGCAAACAUGACAGACUACGAUGUGAAUGUGCGUGUGAUUGCCCUGGGCGAAGACAAGGUGCUCCUUGGCUCGCAGCUGACGGCGGAGACGCUGUCACGCCGCCACAAGCAGGCGUUUGUGAAUCACGUGACCACGCGCAGCAACAUUGCGUACAUCCUGUUUGCGCUGGCGCGCGUGGGCCCCGGCGCCACGGUGCUCGACCCCUUCUGCGGGUCUGCAACGAUCCUGCUUGAGGCGCUGGCGGCGAGCGGCGGCUCAAUCACGUGCCACGGUGUGGACUACAGCCCAAAGGCGAUCCGGGGCGCGACGCAGAACGCCAAGAUGGAAGGUGUGCUUGACAAGUGCCGCUUCCACAAGGGAGACGCGCGCACGCUGACGAAGCUGUUUGAGCCUGCGUCGUUUGACGCCAUCAUCACCAACCCGCCGUGGGGUGUGCGCUCGGGCCAGUCCACCGACCUCGUGCAGCUCUACACCAUCUUCCUCCAGGACGCAGCACGCAUCAUCAAGCCAGGUGGACGGAUGGUCGUGUUUCUUCUCAAGGCCAUGCUGUUUGUGGAGAUUGUGCGGAUGACUGGCAAAUGGGAGAUUGAGGAGUCGUUUGUGGUCAAGACGCGAAACAACCUACCCACGGUGUUUGUGCUGCGGCAGCGCGAGGACGAGGAGAAGGCGCACAUCUUUGCGGGUCUCGAUGCCCUCACCCCAUAUUGCAGCUUGUCAUCGGAACUGUUCUGGAGCAUUCGCAACAAGGAAGGCACCGACGUCGCCAGCGCCCGCGGCACGUCCAAGAAGAAGCAGCAGCAGCAGCAGCAGGCAAAGCCCCAGUGA